AUGAUGCGGAAGCUGGGCAAUGGAUUGCGCGCGCUGCUCCUCUGCGGGCUCGGCCCCGCGCUCAGCGGGUGGUUCAGCGCCGUGCCCCCGGCCACCAACCCCCGGAGCCGGCAGAACGCGGCGGCCCGGGCGGAGCUCGGCGCGCUCGUGGCGGAGCUGGGCGGCGAGGUCACGGGCUACGAGUCGCGCUGGCACUUCCACGCGCCCCUCCACACGCGUUCGCUUUCGCGGCUCCGAGACUUGCGGCGGGUGUCCUCGGUGCGCGCGGUGCUGCUGGCGGAGGAGUACCCUCACGCCUCUUCGGAGGUCUCGUCGGAGGCGUUGGCGGAGUGGAUCUGCGGAAACGCGCAGUGGCAGCUGCUGGACGCGGCGUGGGGACUGGCGGGGAACGACAUGCCGCGCAGCUGCCACGUGUGCCUGCGCCGGCGCAAGGCCUCGUGGCCCGAGGACCUCUCGCUGAAGCUGCGCAGAGCGCUGGCGCUGCGCCUGGAGGCGUCGCGCAACUGGGCGCCGGAGGUGCUGCGCAGCGCCGCAGACCUCGAGCUCCACGUGGUGCUGGGCGCCGGGGGAAAGGUCUUGCUGGAGGUGCCGCUGCUGGUGCAGCAGCGCGGCCUGGCGGGCGGCCUGCCGCAGCCGGGCAUGAAGCAGGUGGAGGCCUGGGCUGUGGCCAAGUCUUUGGACAUCCAAGCGGCUGACCUGGUGCUGGACCCCAUGUGUGGCAAGGGCACCUUGCUGGCGGAGGCCAGCAUUUGGUGGCCGGCGCGGUACGUGGGCUGCGACACAGAUGCCGCGCAGCUGGCGGCGUGCAGGGAGAACCACCGGUACCUGUCGGCCGAGGUGGAGACUCACGUCGCCAACGCCUGCUCCCUCCCACUGCCAGACCACUCCGUGGAGAAGUUGAUGACAGCCCCCCCGUGGGAUCGGCAGUUCGCGGCCGCGGGGGGGCUGGAGGCCCUGUACCCCCGGCUGCUGGCGGAGUUCGGGCGCGUGCUGACGCCCACAGGGCGCAUGGCUUUGCUGCUCAACUCCGCGGCCUUCGAGGUGCUGCGUCCGCUGGCCGUCCACUGGAGGCUGGCCUGGCGCCGCUGGCGCCUCACGCGCCACACCGAGGCCGUGCUGCUGGCCGCCGCCCGCGGCGGCGGCGGCGAGGUGGCGCCGCUGGCGCCGGGCUUCGACGCGCCGCGGAGCGCCUGGAGCCGUCUGAGAGCGGAGGAGCGGCCGAGGUGCUUGAAGAGCAGCUCGGACGCCAAGUCUGAGCCCUGCGGCGGCUAUGCAAAGAGUUAG
Messenger RNA from Effrenium voratum, 1284 nucleotides. The record is from the annotation of a GenBank genome assembly. Lineage: Eukaryota; Dinophyceae; Suessiales; Symbiodiniaceae.